AUGCAUAAGCACUUCGAAGCCUGGCUGAAGAGAGAGGAGCGCAUCUCCUUCAGGCUCACUCAGGUGCUGACCGGACAUGGUUGCUUCGGUGAAUACCUAAAUAAGAUUGGGCGAGAGGUUGCGACAAAUUGCCACCACUGCGGAGGCAACUUGGAUUCCGCACAGCACACGCUCGAGGAGUGCCCAGCGUGGGCCUCUGCACGGCGGGUCCUAGUUGCCAGGAUCGGGCGAGACCUGUCUCUGCCAGCGGUAGUUAAGGCUAUGCUGGCAGAUACAAAAAAUUGGAGGGAAGUGGUCUCCUUUUGUGAGACUGUAAUGUCCCAAAAGGAGGCUGCUGAGCGGGAUCGUGAGAGGGCAGAUCCCCUCCCGUCGAAGGCGUCGAGGAAACAAACGCCGCGGCGCCUAGUAUGUUGA
Molecule: messenger RNA, 414 nt
Organism: Spodoptera litura
Lineage: Eukaryota; Metazoa; Arthropoda; Insecta; Lepidoptera; Noctuidae
Source: RefSeq, a predicted model, not a curated record